Messenger RNA from Aegilops tauschii subsp. strangulata, 3487 nucleotides. The record is from RefSeq and is a predicted model, not a curated record. Lineage: Eukaryota; Viridiplantae; Streptophyta; Magnoliopsida; Poales; Poaceae.
AGACCUUGUUCGUUUAAUCCCAUCCCCGCCGGGAUCAGGUCAAAACCCCGCCGAACCGCGUGGUUUUAGUCCCGGCCGGGGUUGGAUCCUGACCUACCUCGUAUGCACGUUCGGUUGGACCCGGCCGUGUUCAUACCCCGUCCAAAUCCACUCCGAACCGCCGGGUUUCCGCCGGGAUUUAACCCACGCCUCGUCAUGCAUGGAACGAAAUCGCUCAGCCGAGCCCAUCGAAACAGAAAAAGAGGAGAAGGCGAGAGCGGCGUAGGCGGCGGCGGGCCUGGACGGCGGAGCAGGGGCCGGAGCUUAGCGGACACUGCAGCCUACUCCGGUCUUCCUCCCCAACAUCAGGCCGUGACUGAAAACACAUUGGCAGAAAAAAAAAAGCGGAAGAAUGAAUCACGAAGACGGCAAUGAUCCUUGGUUUUCUCAAAGGCCGGAAACAUCCCCCUGGGAUGCAGCAGAGUACAACCAACUCAUUUCUGCAGGGCUUUUGCUGCCACUACUGGAGCAGUACGCAGGCAUCGGUUCUUAUGACCAAACCACAGUCAGGGGGGCACCAUUGCAAGUUCAGUCACAGGGCGCUAACGCUGACAAAUGUACGUGCAACCAACUUCAAGUAGCUAAUGUGGCAAAUCAAGGACCUUCAUGCAGCACGUGGCAUCAGGCGGCAACCAUGUACCUACCAUCAACGUCGUACACAGGUGAGUACAUGAAGUGAAGUCGUGGACAGUGAAUUAGGAGAAAGGAACAUAGCUGACAGCUGCAGUUGCCAUGCCUGUAUAGCUGCAGUUGGCAUGCCUGGACAGCUAGAGUUGCCAUGUGUCAUAAAAUGUGAUUACAAAUGUCUAAAACAAAUAUGGAUGACACGUGUGAACAAACAUGUGUGCCAUGGAUGCACCGCUACAUGUGCCAUGUUGAACAAACUACAUUUGCCAUGCAACGACCAUCUGCUACCAUGAUCAUAGGUAGUUACGGUGGAACCACAUCGGCAAACGUCUCAUGGCAAGCUUCAUAGUUGCAGGACAUCGCUAUUGCAGAUAGAGCACAUCAAAUUGGAAUGACAGACCAUAUAAGAUCGGCACAUGCGGAACAACAAGGUAAAAAAAUGUCAACCAAAAAACAGUACUGCAUUUGCUUUUAGGAAUAGCAUGUGAGGAAAAUUAGAUUUGUAACGGUGGUGGUGGAAAAAACAAACAAAAAAUGCUACCAAGUGGUCGUGUGCAAAGAGUCAUCUAUUGUCUUCGGGAUUUGGCAGUUGCUAUAAGAGUGUGUGCGACAUUCAUGAUUGAUCGCAUUUGCCUAGUGAGCUCAAGCCUAGAAUACAAGUUUCGAUGCUGGAAUAUACUGGUUGCCAUGUAGUGGCAGCAGUAGUUGCCAUGUAUGUUGGACUGUAGCUGCCAUGGCUAUAUAAUCCAAGUUUUGAUGCUAAAAGAAGCUGGUUGCCAUGCGUUGGCAACAGUAGUUGCCAUGUUUGUUGGACUGUAGCUGCCAUGACUGGAGAACUACAGUUGCCAUGCAUGGCCAUAUGCAGAUUCACGGCUUAAUGUGUGAAUGAUGUCAUGCCAAAUCACAUUGCAGUUGUUGUACUCCGUUACGAUAGACAUGCCACUCAAGCAAAAUCUUACGCUCGUACCUGUUUUUUUAUUGCAAGACCUUCAACAACAAUCAACAGCGGCAUUGAGACAUCUACUGCGGGGAGCUCUGAGCGCACGGAGGACGCGUUCCACCAGCCAGCCAACAACCAUGACACAAACAAUGCCGAGUCAGUGUCGGAAAUGGCAAUCGUUCCAGCAAUGCCCACAAGCACACCUUUGCACACCAGCACAAGCAACACUCAACCACAUGAAACAGCCGCCGAUACUGAAGUGAAUGAUGAAACUGAUGACGAAGCACAAGAGGAUGAAGAUGGUGGGCAAUCAGAAAUCAUGGUACCUAAGCCACCGUAUGUUGGGCAGAGAUUUGAUUUGUUUGAAGAUGCAAAGGAAUUCUACCAGACAUAUGCAAAGUUCCAUGGGUUUGCGGUCAACACCGAAUACCAUAGGAAAAUUAAAAAAACUAACGAGUACAACAGAGGUGAGAUGAGGUACUACAAGGCACGAAGGAACAAGAAGGGGAAAGGUGUUGCGCCUAUCGUUCCGGAACGAAAGAGAGGUAUCAUUGUCAAGACGGAAUGCCCUGUCCGGUGUAAGCUGAAUAUAGAUGGAGCACGAUGGGUGGUCACUGAAUAUUUUGACGAGCACAACCACGAACUCAUAAAGAAGUUUGACCUGGUAAAAUUUCUGACCGCCCAUAGAGGAUUCACCCCCCUCGAGAAGAAAUUCAUAAAGCUGCUACAUGAUUGUAAUGUCGGUCCAUCAAGAAUGGUCCAGAUACUAUCCCUCAUCCACAGCAAAAAUGGGACUCUGAGUAGCAUGCCCUACAUACCGGCAGACGUCACAAACCUAAAGGCAAAGUACCGUAGAGAGAGCAGGUUGGCUGACAUAGAAGCCACAAUAGCCUACUUCGAUGAGAAAGCGAAGGAAGAUCCAGAUUUCUUCUACAGGAUAAGAUUGGACGAUGAGGACCGUGUCAGGAACAUGUAUUGAUGGAUGGUGCUGCAAGAAGAGCCUACAAACAUUUCCGAGAUUGCAUUUCGUUCGACGCGACAUAUCUCACUAAUAUAUACAAGAUGCCAUGCGCUCCGUUCAUAGGAAUAAAUAACCACAAUCAGUCAUUGCAGUUCGGAUGCGGGCUCGUUCGGAACAAAGACACGGAUGGGUACACUUGGCUAUUCAAGACCUUCUUGGAGUGCAUGGGUGGACUUGCUCCGAUGAACAUAAUAACAAACCAGGAUUUUAGCAUGCGUGCAGGCAUAGAGGAGGCUUUUCCAUUGGCAGUGCAUAGGCACUACAGGUGGCACAUUAUAAAGAAGGCUGAGGAGACGCUAGGACCGUUCUUUGCUGACCGUCUAGAGCUGCACAAGGCAUUCGAGCUGUGCGUGGACCACAACUUGACGGUGGAGGAGUUUGAAAGGAGCUGGAUGGCUAUGAUUGGAACAUAUCAAGUGCAAGACAACGAGACGCUUGCUAGCCUGUGGGAGAAGCGAAUGUACUGGGUGCCGACCUACUUCAUGCUAUGCUUCUUUCAUGUUUCUGCAGAGUACGCAGCGCAGCGAGGGGUUCAAUGCUGUUUUGAAGCGGUACGUGAGCCCUGGCAACUCAUUGCUGUAGUUUGCCAAGCAAUACUCUGCUUUGCAACAAAAAAUACUGGGAUCUGAGCUACAACAAGAAGCAAACACCGCGCUCAAGCAGCCAAAAUUGCUAACGUAUUUACCGAUGGAGAGGCAGAUGAGCAAGAUAUACACCAACAAGAUUUUUAACAAGUAAGUCAGUUGUGUUACAAUCUAAUUUGCACAAGCAUGAAGGUAGUAGGUGCCAUGUAUAAUGCAUUGCAGUUGAAAAGCUUAUUUGAAAAUGAUGAUUUUUUGAAAGUAGCCAUCGAGUACAGA